Molecule: messenger RNA, 1501 nt
Organism: Sebastes umbrosus (honeycomb rockfish)
Lineage: Eukaryota; Metazoa; Chordata; Actinopteri; Perciformes; Sebastidae
Gene: abhd6b
Product: abhydrolase domain containing 6, acylglycerol lipase b
Exons: 8
Coding region: 55-1080 (341 amino acids)
Source: RefSeq, a predicted model, not a curated record
UACUCCAUGUAUGUAAAAUGUGUGUGUGUUCAUGUGUGUUUUGUUAGGUGAGCCAUGGCGGCUGAUCUGGAUAUGGUGAACUUGUUUAUCAUUGCCGGGGGAACGCUGGCGAUUCCCAUCCUGGCCUUCGUUGCUUCCUUCCUCCUCUGGCCCUCUGCACUCAUUAAAGUGUAUUACUGGUACUGGAGGAGGACUCUGGGCCUGCAGGUGCGCUACGCAGACUGCGGCGGCUAUCGCUUCUGUUACGCCUACAGAGGGAAGCCCGGGAUGAGACCCUCCAUUUUAAUGCUGCAUGGCUUCUCUGCUCACAAAGACACAUGGCUCACCGUCGUCAAGUAUCUACCAAAACAUCUGCACAUAGUGUGUGUGGACAUGCCUGGUCAUGAGGGAACAACACGCACCAACACAGAGGAUUACUCCAUUCAGGGGCAGGUCAGGAGGAUCCAUCAGUUUGUGGAAUGCAUUCGCUUGAACAGGAAACCUUUCCAUGUGGUUGGAACCUCCAUGGGGGGAAAUGUAGCCGGGGUCUACGCAGCCUACUACCCCUCAGAGAUCUGUAGCAUCACUCUCAUCUGUCCAGACGGUAUAAGACACCCAUGUGAGACCAAAUUUGACAAUCACCUGCAGGACUUGGAGCACAGCAAUUACACAUUAAACAUCCCGCUGAUCCCUACCACGCCCGAGGAGAUGGAGGACAUGUUCAGACUUUGUUCUCAUGUUCGCUUUAAAAUCCCUCAGCAGAUUCUUCAAGGAAUGGUAGAUGUCCGACAGCCUCACAACACAUUUUAUGAAGAAGUAUUUAUGGAGAUUCUUGGUGAGACAUCAAGAUAUGCCUUACAGGAGCACUUACAUCUGAUCACUGCACCUUUACAAGUGAUAUGGGGCAAAAAAGACCAGGUGGUGGAUGUCUCUGGAGCUACAGUCAUUGCAGAGGUGUUGCCUGGAUGCAGGGUGGACCUGCUGGACAACUGUGGUCACUCUGUGGUGAUGGAGAGGCCCUCUCGGACAGCCAAACUCAUCCUGGAGUUCAUCAUCAUCAUGCAGCAAGACGCCAAGGGUGGCACAAAGAAAUCUUCCUGAACUAAAAGACUUGUGAUAAUAAUCCCUUUUUCCACUGCAAUGCUUCACAUGUUCCUUGUACGUGACAUGCAUAUAUAUGUAUGCAGAUGUCUAAUAUCAAAAAAAGAAAAAAAAAGUACAUUAAGACAGAAAGCAAGGGAUUAUAUAGUGCUCUUAGAAAAUGAAUCGCAUUUAAUGUGUGCUGUAAAAUGCAUCCUGAUAAUAAAAGUCCCAUGCAUUUAUCUGCAUUGUAUCUGUAUGUGUGAGUGUAUUCAUGCAGAGGAGCCUGUGCGGCUGCAGCAGGACCUCCUCCUCUUCACCCUCACUGUGUGCGCAGUGUUGCUGCAGCCUGGAGCCAAGCACAGCUGCCCGGUAACAUCACUGACUCUACCGAUAAACACCAACCCGCAAGCCCGCUGAAUAAGCCAGAAAGCGAGCUGGU